Molecule: messenger RNA, 2080 nt
Organism: Hibiscus syriacus
Lineage: Eukaryota; Viridiplantae; Streptophyta; Magnoliopsida; Malvales; Malvaceae
Product: 7-deoxyloganetic acid glucosyltransferase-like
Molecular function (GO): UDP-glycosyltransferase activity
Source: RefSeq, a predicted model, not a curated record
UAUAGAGAUCAAUUAUCGCAAACGAAAUGGAUAAAGAACAACAGCCACAAACAUCACCUCAUGUACUAAUCUUCCCUCUCCCGGCACAAGGCCAUGUCAACUCCAUGCUCAAGCUCGCUGAGCUAUUAGUACUAGCAGGCCUCAAGCUCACCUUUCUAAACUCCGAUUUCGUCCAUGAACAACUUCUUCGUCACACCGAUGUUCUUUCCCGAUUCGUCAAAUAUGAAGGAUUCGAAUUCCGGACUAUACCGGAUGGCCUCCCUGACGAGCAUCCUCGAGCAGGUCAUGGUAUCAUGGAAAUCUUUGAAACUUUGGAAUCGAUAACCAAACCAAUUUUCAAGGAGAUGAUGAUUAAGAUUAAGCCGAGAGUGGAUUGCAUAAUAGCAGAUGGGGUUAUGGAGAUUGCAGUUGAUGUUGCUGAGGAGCUUGGAAUUCCAGUCAUUCAAUUCCGUACCAUAAGUGCUUGCUGUAUCUGGGCUUAUUCUGUAGUUCCUGAUAUGAUCCAAGCCGGGGAGCUUCCAAUCAAAGGAGAAGAAGAUAUGGAUCGCCUAAUAAAAUCUGUUCCGGGCAUGGAAACAUUUCUUAGAUGUCGAGAUCUCCCAAGUUUUUGUCGAGUAAGUGACAUAAAUGAUUUAACUCUCCAACGUAUUGCCAAGUGCUCGAGAAAAAAUUUCAAAGGCCAUGGACUGUUAUUGAACACUUUUGAAGACCUGGAAGGUGAUAUAUUAUCCCAUAUGCGAACCAAAUCUCCCAAAAUCUAUACUGUCGGACCUCUUCAUCUACACUUAAGGACCAGACUUUUCGACUCAAAUCCAACGUUACUCAAUCAAUCCUCGAAUAGUUUUCAUGAAGUAGAUAGAAGUUGCUUGUCAUGGCUUGAUAAGCAACCAAAGGGAUCUGUUGUUUAUGUAAGUUUUGGUAGCAUUGCAGUUUUGUCAAGUGAGCAGAUUUUCGAGUUAUGGUUCGGACUUGUCAAUAGUGGAAAGCGGUUUUUAUGGGUUCUAAGGCCCGAUAACAUGCCCGAAAAAGGCGAUAAAGGGAUUAGUAUACCAAUAGAGCUUGUAGAAGGGACUAAACAAAGAGGGUGCAUGGUGAGUUGGGCACCACAAGAAGAGGUCUUAGGUCAUGGAGGAGUUGGUGGAUUUUUGACCCACAGUGGAUGGAAUUCAACUUUGGAGAGCGUGGUGGAAGGGGUUCCCAUGAUCUGUUGGCCUUACUUUGCUGAUCAACAAAUAAGUAGAUUUGUGAGUGAAGUGUGGGGAUUAGGUUUAGAUAUGAAGGAUUGUGAUAGGCAAAUUGUUGAGAAGAUGGUGAAUGUGAUGGUGGAAAAGAGGGAGGAAUUAGUGAAAUCAGCAUCUAGAAUGGCUAAGUUGGCAAAGAAAUGCGUAAAUGUGGUGGAUUCGUAUUGUAAUUUAGAUCGUCUAGUUGAGGACAUAAAAUCGAUGAAUAUCAGUUGAAGAUGUGGGGAUUGAGGUGUGGAUAGUCUUGAUCUAUAGUGUUAGUAUUAAGCCUUGGGUCGACUCCUUAGAAGUUGGCAAUUAGGGACGUAGUAAGUUAAUCUAAGUGAGAUAUGCUUUUACUUUGAGCAAUGUUCUUUUAUCAUGGUUUUCCAUUGGAUAUGUUGGAGGCUUUUAGGUGUCGUCUAAAGCUUUUGAUAUAGGGCUCCAGGCUUGCUGGGGAAUUAAUUUGGUUGUGGUGUAGUAAAUUUGGUGUUUUUUUUUUGUCACAUUGGUUAUCUUCUUGGUUGGCUAUCUUUUUGUAGGUGUAUUAAUAUUUUUCGUGGGUGUUGCUUGGUGUGGGGAUUAUUUCGCUCAUGUAUUCGAUCAGAUUAUGGAGUUCUUGGUGUAGUUUGUAUUGGUUAUGGUCUUUGGUAUGGGUUUGGUGUUAUGCUAAAUUUACUUUGGAAUCGAGGGUAUCCUCUGGUUUCGGUAAUGUUGCAUGUGAAGGUUGUUGGUGUGGUUUCAUAGUCUGUUGUUGUCAUUGUUUGACUUUGGACGGUUUUUGGUGGUUUGAGUAUUUUUAUGUUGUUGGUUGGAGAUCGUCUGUGCUAUUUGAAUGGCAGUGGAAAGUUUUUGUCUAA